UAAUUUAUUUUUAAUUGAGUUGCACAGUUGUAGUGACUCCAUCGUCCCAAUUGUAAAAGUUAAAUUUCAGAGCCAAAAAAAUAAAAUAAAAUAAAAAACCCUUCUUCGAUGUUAUCGAACUCAGUCUAAAACCCACGAAAAUUAUACAAUUUGUUCACAAAUAGAAACAGAGAAAAAUCACUGAAAAUUAAAAUCAGAGAUCAUAAAUCACGAUGUUGAAUUCAUCAUGCAAUGUAGUAAGUGAUAAAAUUCAAUCUUUUACUCAAUGCAGUUUCUGGGGUUCUCCCAAAAUCCUCCCUAACUUGAAUCGUCGCCGAAACGUUUCUUUUCCGUGCUCGAAACGCCCUGAUCUGUCUGUUUCUGUUUCAACGACGAGUAACAAUGGGCUUACCCAAACUGAAAACGGGUCGGGUUCGAUCGGGUUGGCGGACCGUCUCCGGUUAGGAAGCUUGACUGAAGAUGGGUUGUCUUAUAAGGAGAAUUUUAUUGUGAGGAGUUAUGAAGUUGGGAUUAAUAAGACUGCUACUGUUGAAACUAUUGCUAAUCUUUUACAGGAAGUGGGAUGCAACCAUGCACAAAGUGUUGGAUUUUCAACUGAUGGAUUUGCAACAACCCCUACCAUGAGAAAGCUUCAUCUCAUAUGGGUGACUGCCCGCAUGCACAUUGAGAUAUACCGAUAUCCAGCCUGGAGUGAUGUAGUUGAGAUAGAGACGUGGUGCCAAGCCGAAGGAAAAAUUGGGACGAGGCGUGAUUUCAUUCUUAAGGACUAUGCAAAUGGUGAAGUUAUUGGAAGAGCUACUAGUAAGUGGGUGAUGAUGAACAUGGAUACAAGAAGGUUGGAGAGAGUUACUCCUCAAAUUGGCGAGGAAUAUUUGAUAUAUUGCCCAAAAGAGCUUCGAUUAGCAUUUCCUGAGCCAAACAACAAUAGCUUGAAGAAAAUAUCAAAGCUGGAAGAUCCUGCUCAAUAUUCAAAACAAGGGCUGGUGCCCAGAAGAGGUGAUCUGGACAUGAACCACCAUGUAAAUAAUGUAACCUACAUUGGAUGGACUCUGGAGAGUACCCCUGAAGAACUCGUGGACACUCAUGAGUUGCGAAGCAUCACCUUGGACUAUAGACGAGAGUGUCAGCGUAAUGAUGUUGUAGAUUCUCUCACAAGUGCCGAACCAAUAAAAUUAAAUGAAUCCAUAUUACAGAAUGGAACAAAUGGAGCUCCCACAUCAACUAAAGACGAAAAUGAUAGUGUUCAGUUCUUGCAUCUGUUGAGAUUAUCUGCUGAUGGGUCCGAAAUCAACCGAGGACGCACUGAAUGGAGAAGGAAGCCUCAGAGACAAUGAUCAUUCUUUUCUUGCUUCUUUUCAUGUUUAUUUUCAGUAUACCCUAGUUAUUGAGGUUGAUUUUGCAUUUAUAUUAUUUUGCGUUCUUUUUGCACUUGAUAAAUAUUUUGAUUUCGUCGUAGAAUCAGGAAGAACACUAGCCCUCUGCCGGCCCAAUUAAAUUUGUAUGUAGUAUUUGCCUAUUUGGUGCAAUUUAUAGUACUGUUUUCUUCAUCAUUUGGGAAUUUGGUUAUAAACAUGAGUUUCCUUUGCCAGCA
Messenger RNA from Chenopodium quinoa (quinoa), 1591 nucleotides. RefSeq names its product oleoyl-acyl carrier protein thioesterase 1, chloroplastic-like. Gene Ontology annotation, biological process: fatty acid biosynthetic process. The record is from RefSeq and is a predicted model, not a curated record. The transcript is spliced from 7 exons. NCBI's taxonomy places the organism in Eukaryota, Viridiplantae, Streptophyta, Magnoliopsida, Caryophyllales, Amaranthaceae. Bases 213 to 1334 code for a protein of 373 amino acids. Gene Ontology annotation, molecular function: acyl carrier activity; fatty acyl-[ACP] hydrolase activity.